Histoplasma capsulatum G186AR is the source of this 757-nucleotide messenger RNA. RefSeq lists its product as uncharacterized. The record is from RefSeq and is a predicted model, not a curated record. The transcript has a single exon. The coding region runs from base 82 to 276 and encodes 64 amino acids. Lineage: Eukaryota; Fungi; Ascomycota; Eurotiomycetes; Onygenales; Ajellomycetaceae.
UCCACCGCGGGAUCGCGUCCUGCGUCGGCGGAGCGUCACGGGCAGUCACCCGAUCCUCAAGCUGACCCACUCUCAUCCACCAUGAACUCCGACUCGCGGCACAAUACACCGACACCGCUAGAGGAUUACUCCAGAAUCAUGCAUCGGCAUACACAGCGGCAGAUCGAAAGGCUUCCGUCUGUAAAUGGAAAAGACGGUAAUGAUCGGAACAAGAAUUCCGACCGCUCGCCGCGGGUCAGUCCGCACAACAAGCAAAAUUCGAUGCCUUCAUCUUGAAGUCAUCAAAGACACUAUUAAAGCUAUGGAAAGAAAGAGCGUCCCUGGAGGGAAUGAUGUCAUCUGAGAUGUCUGAUGUGCAAAAUAUGGGAAUUGGAUACGUCCUCACCAAUUUAUUUGCCAACACUGUUACCGUCCGCGGUACAUCACGCCACUUUGCCUCACCUUCUCCUUGUCAUUGCCGUUUUUCCCGUUUUUAGGGAUGCUCUGCUCCUUAAGAGCUUCAAGGACAUUGCCCACUCGUGCUUGAUCCCAUCCAGAAUUUCUAGGUGCAACAUUGGUGUUGGCUAUGGGGGUAUGUCACUGCGCUACAGGUCUACGAAGGACUUAUUUCGCUUUUGACGCUUUGGCACGCAUUUUCAAUUUUAGUUCCCAUAGUGUUAUCUCCCAACAAAACAUGUCUGAGCGCUCUCUCGCUUGUUUGUUUCUUCUUUGAUUUCAUAUCAUAGCUUGUAGCGUUACAUAUAUCCCGUUCUCGAUG